This is a messenger RNA of Mesocestoides corti, 5487 nucleotides long. NCBI's taxonomy places the organism in Eukaryota, Metazoa, Platyhelminthes, Cestoda, Cyclophyllidea, Mesocestoididae. The record is from the annotation of a GenBank genome assembly.
AUGGAGAAUUUUGUGCUCUAUGAAGAAAUAUGCACUUGGGACGAUCAGACAAUUUACAAGGCCCGACGAAAAGGGACCAUCACAUUUCUCGCUAUUUCUUGUAUCGAUAAGAAACGGAGAACUCUUGUUACAAAUCAUGUUCGAUUUGCCCAUGGAUUUGAUCACAAAAACAUACUUAAGUUUCAUGAGUGGUACGAAACCAGCAAUCAUCUGUGGCUUGUGAUGGAUCUUUGUACCGGUGGAACACUUGACAGAAUGCUACGAGAGGACAAAAUGUUCCCUGAACCCGCGUUGGCAGAUCUUGGGCGGCAGUUAGUAGGUGGACUUCAGUUUAUUCAUUCAACCGGUGUUGUUUUUGCUGACUGGUUUCCUAGUAGACUUAUUCAAAUGAUUCGCACAGGUGAAAUUGAGAUUCCGCUACGUUCUAAUCGCAAGCCCAGUAAAGAACUGUGGGACUUGCUUUGUGCAAUGCUAACCAAAAAUCCACUUCGAAGAAUAACGCUUGAAGACGUUGCUAGGCACCCGUUCUGGCAGAUAAGCCCACCAAGUGAAAAUGCUCUCGCCAAAAGCCCCCUGGGUAGUGAUUCUGCUCAGCGCACAAAUUCAAUUACGGUUCUAAAGAGGUCCGUUUCCAUGGGCGAUAGUGCGUUAGCUAGCGCAGCGCUGCUCCAGGACAAAAAGGCUGUUGGGAAAGCUUCGGUGUUGCAGAAGGAGGCCGUGGUGAAGAAAGUCAGCACUACUCAAACAACCUGUCCCACAGAGGCAUCGGGUACAAAAACUUACAACCUGCCAAUGGGUGAAGCCAACUUUACUCUUCAUGCCCAAGCAUGCCCUGUUACCAUAAAUCGUGAAGUUAAUGACACAAGCAGAGCCUCCAAAACUGGAACUGGUACCAAUAACGACGAUCUCCUGGGGGCGAGUUCUCGAAGGGACUCCAAGCUCAGUACUACGGGCGAUUCUGCGCAGACCACACCUUAUGAGUCGCAUGAAAGUCUUCACCCCCCUCUCUCUCCAGUGACUACGGAUGACAGAAUGACAAAAAGUGAAUACGUUUUUCGUGAAUCAGAUGGAUCUAAUCGACCUGAAAGUUCACGACUUCGCCACUCACAUCUUAGCUCCAAGUGUUUGGCGCUUGUAUCUGCACAGACGCGUGCUCGAAUUGCACUAAUUUAUCCCUGGGGGGACGAAUCUGCAACUCUGCCACUGGAGACGCGGUUAGCCAAGGCGCAAAACGUUUAUGAGUGGAAGGACAUUUUGGCGUCAGAUGAACUUGAGGAAUUCGGGAGUCCUCAUGAGAACGAAAAAGAGGGUGACGUGAAGCGUCGACGCAGCCCAUCCUGCAUUCCGCAGCCCUUGGGUGACUACGACAAGUGGAUGCGCAACCCACCCACGACCAGCAUUCGUCUCCCGGGCGAUAUCACUCAACUGUCACCGGAGGAUCUUGAGUUGUCCUCUCUUGACGAAGUCAACAUUCAUGCUGAUGCUUUGCUUGAAGUGAUGUCGGACUUAGCCACGUCUCAUUCUCCCAAAGCGCGUCCCUCCGACUACCUAAGCUAUAUUGCAUGGUUCCUUGCCGUAACCACCCUAAAGCACACUAAAGGUGACUCCAAGAAACCCAAUUUUGAAGCCAAUUUCAACAACUCUAUUUUGCGAACCAAGCAUUACAUGAAUAAGGCCGUAGCUCUACUAAAGCCCAACACGACCACAGGGAACGUGCGGAUGUGGAUUUGCCGAAUUAUUGGCCUCUUGGCCUACCGUGCCGCCUUUAUGAUCAAGUACUACGGUGACGACCCGAAUCGACAGUCGCUUAUUCACACGCUGGUUUACGAAGUCGCGCCAGAGUUGCCUGUCCUAGUAACAGCUGUUGUGGAUCUUCUACGCGAGCCAGCCUCCAAGGGUGUCUUUCCACUGAAACAGGCGGGCAUAACAGCAUUGGGAGAGCUUCUUGUCUGUGAGAUGUGCAUAUACGGUCAAGUGUUCUCGGAUCCGGCGCAUUGUGGGAGUUUGCCUCUCGAGGGUUAUGACGUUCCACGAGCCCAGUGGCAGUCUGCCCUGCUUCAGGUUAUUCGUUCACUUGCUCCAGCGAAUUCGCGCUCUGGAAGCGCUUCUCAGACUCGGACAGCCUUCGGUGCUACCCAGGUGAGGCCUCUUGAACGUGGAACUUCCUCGGCGUCGGCGUCGGCCUCGGGUAGUUCGUUUACUGUUAAAAUGACCGAGGAGAGCGUUCGUCUCGCUGCAGCGCGAGCUCUUAAUGAAACUGUGAUUGUUGUGAUCGGGUGUAAACUGGCGCGGUUAACUCAACGCCUGGACAUGCGGGAGCUCGAUAGGAGCCAUCCAGGCGUUCAACUGGCUGUUUCACUCUCCGCCUCGGUCAGCUCCUUCCUAGAAUGCCUCCUCACACCGGAGAAUGUCAGUAGAGUUUGGGCCGAUGGUGUACUGGGCGGCUGCGGUGGUGGUGCGGACGGCAAGGCUUCACUCCCGGCUAUUGCAGCUAAGCACCCCACAUCACAGCAGGUCGCCCACACGUCGGCCAGCGCUCUGGCUGGUUUAAUACGUCUCCGACCUUCUCUGUUCAUGUGCGGUCUCAUCGACCGAAAUGGGACCGCUGCGUUUAUGCAGAAAUUCAACCCCUCUACCGGAUCCAGGGAAAGCCAAACUACGACAUUCAUGGCCUGCCUCCUGUCAGCGACGACUAUUGGUUUACUCCUGCCCCUCUCGUUCCGUGGUAAACCACUCGGCUCGUCGUCGCUUCGCAUUGGGCUCAAAUCAGGCACUCCGGUGGCCUGUCGGCGUCUUCUCAACAAUCCCCGCUUCAUGGCGGCAAUCACACGCCACUUUGAGUCGCCCCAUGUGAUGCUGCGUGCCAAGGCGUACCUGCUAACUGCCGCCGCGCUCGACUCCUCCACCGCCUGCAGCGACAACCUCGUGGCAGCCUGCGAGGCGCGUCUUCCCUCGUGCCUUGAACGCGACCUUCGAAUGACCAACCAGCACUACACCCCCAAGACGCUGCUCGAGGAGGACAGUGUGCUCAUCGACGGUGACGAAAGCAGCCACGAGGCUGCCAGCAUGCAGGGCAGUGUCUCAGUGGCGCCUGAACUGCGUUACCUAGGAAUUUGUGUCAGACACCUCUCCGACCUGAUCAUCUACAGUCUGGUGCCGAAUAUCUGCAAGCAGAUCGCAAUUGCCAUUGGUGCGCAUCCAGCCCCUGUUGCGCGAACCGCCUCCAAGGCUGCCACAAAGUCAGCCAAGCCCUCCGCGAUGAUGACGUCGAGCACGUACCAGGAGCGCUCCAAGCGCAAUGUUGCCUCCGCCGGUGCUGCCAGUCGACUCCAUACAGGCGCCACCUCCAACGUCGGCGCUUCCGGCGUCUCCCUCAAGACCUGGCUACCCGCGUUCUCCUGCCUCCCCGUCAUCCUUGCCUCGUCUGCCUCUGUGCGAAACAGCCUACUGCUGCCUGCAACGGACAGCGCUUUCGAGUGCGAAGGACACUUCUGCUUGAUUGAAUUCAUCUCAAAAAUCCUCGAUCACUGGGCUUCGACAGUCGGCACCUUCUCGGGAAUCCACCAGCCCGGCAGCCUGGAGCACCAGCUGUUGGGCCUGUUGCUCGCACUGGCCGAGGACAUGAGCCGGCAGCUCGACGUCGUUGAGGGCAGACGCGCCGACCUCAUCAAGUGCCUCCUGCCCGCCCUCGCACGACUAGCGGUCGCACCUGUCUCCGACUCCAUCACUCGCGCCAUCUGCGUGAAGAUCAUUCUGGACAUGAAGAAUGUGUGGUGUGGUGGCGGUGAGGACAACGACUCCGUGACCUCGUCCAACAUUAGCCUCAAUCUGCCGAGGAGCCCCACAAGUCGUGCUCCCGGCCUCACGCGCUCGCCGCUCUCCAGCGACCGGCUGAACCUGAACAACUCCGCGGUGCCGGCCUCCCGCACCACCGCCCCCGGCCACACGACCUCCCUUCGGGGCGGCGAGAACAAACGACCCUCCUCCUCCUCCGCCGCCUCCACUCGCUCUUCCUCGUCGCGCGUCUCCUCCUACCGCCCCAACAGCUUCUACGGCAAGAGCUCCAGUGGAGUCAGCAGUCUCCGCGGCUACCGCUUCACGCCCAACCCCAAAUCCGGUGUCCAGGGUCCCUCGCCUGAGGUUCUCCUUGCCGUUGUCGACAUUGUAAACAACCUUCUCAUCCCCUAUGCGUCUCGUCUACUGGACCCCAAUGAACCCGCGCCAUCCGCCUACUUCCUGCGCCUCCUUUUGGACUGCCUCCACUCGCCGCCUCCCCCGUCCCCUGCCGCCACCACUACCACCGCCACCACCACCACGCCGCUCUCACCGAACCGUCACCAGCCAUGUGUAAAUAGCCGCCUCUUGCCCCCCGUCUACGUCGCCGCUUGGCGCACCUCCGGUCUUUGUGCACGCUUCGUGCACUUCCUCGCCGCCUGCGACGCUGGAAGCCACCGAUUCUCCGCGCACUGUCUCCUCGCCCUACGCCUACUAUCCACCCUCUUCUCCGACUACCCCCACGAAACAGGCCUCCUCGAUCUCCUCAUUGAGCCUCCUAUCAAGCAAAAGCAUAAUAUCGUCAGUGUUGCCUUCGCAAUGGUGGUCGCCAUGGGUAGUUCCAUUCUUCGUCGCGGGCGACGUGAUUCCGAUGUGGGAUCAACGAACUCCCCGGUGCCGAAGGUGCGCUCCGCGACUCCCUCCUCAUCACGUGGACGUCCGGUUUUAUUGAAGAUUUCAGCGGAAACAGUCGGCGUGCCGCAUCUGCUUGCAGCGCUAGAUCUACUAAACGUUUUGCUGACGAUAAUCGCAGAUGUUGUGCGUUACGCGCUCCUCUGCCGACAGCAAAAACAAACUCCGAAUCAGCGUCCAGUCCCUUCCUCUGCACGAAGCAGGACAAAUGGCUAUGGUAUUAGUGCUUACUUACCCAAGGACGCGGAGAGUGUUUGCGCCGUCGCAGAACAGCUUUUGUCGACCGCUCGACCGCCAAACCAUCUGCCAGGAAUUCUCGCCUCCCUCCUUGAAGCCUCGUCGCCAGACUCUCUUGACUCUGAAUAUACACCCGAAAAUGCUGAACAUGACAACGGCGACGUGUUCACCUGCGCCCCCCAAUCACCAGCCGAGCACUUGGUUGCCUCGGCAACUGCCUCUCUGGCUAGUCUUGCGUCUCUCUACGGUGGGGAGUACUGUCGCACCGCGCUGUCCGCUGCGGGUCUGCGUGGCUUCGCGGUGGCUAUUCGUCGGCGUCGUCGACGCAGCCGCACGCGACUGCUUCUGCGCAUCCUGCGUCGCCUCUGCGAGUCCGACACAAUGUGCACGCGGCGCAUGACCAGCCCCGCCGCGAAGCACCUCCAGUCGGCGAUCUGGCGGCUGCGCUCAGCCCACGACGUCGACGGCGCCGGCGACUUCGACACCCAGGACGCCGCCACUGUCCGCUUGGCUGGGGCGCUGCUAGAGCGACUGCACUCUCAUCGCGGCGCCCUGCUUCUCUGA